Molecule: messenger RNA, 4875 nt
Organism: Macrosteles quadrilineatus (aster leafhopper)
Lineage: Eukaryota; Metazoa; Arthropoda; Insecta; Hemiptera; Cicadellidae
Exons: 25
Coding region: 166-4035 (1289 amino acids)
Source: RefSeq, a predicted model, not a curated record
UGUUGAAGUUGAAUCGUUUUCCAUUUGGUGGCAAAGUGAAUAUAAUUGUUUUAACUAAUAACCCGUUAUAAACUUCUAAGUUAAACUAGUUUUUGUGUUGUAUUUAUUGUACUGGUGUUGUCGCUUCUGAAUAAGAGUACGGUAGGCUAAUUGAUUCAUCAAGCAAUGGAGGAAGACAAAACAGACUGUUCAACGUUCUCAGUUCCUGGUGCAAUGUCUGAUAUGACUAUAUUGAGCACACCUUUGCCUCAAGCUGCCUCCACUGCGACCAAAAGUCGCUCUUUGAUUGGAGAUGAUGACUUAUGCCAACAAGCAAGAGACUUUUAUGCAGAAGUUGAGGCGUUUUGUAACCCAAGUUCCUCUGGUGGUUUAAGCGCAACCCAGAAACAGGAAUUGAUGCAAAUAAGCGAGAAACACAUGAAGACAGAUCCUGGACAGGCGUUGAAGCUGACUGAUGAAGGAUUUAACAGUAACAACAUAUUUAGAGUGCCUACUGUUCCAAAUUUGAGCAAGAACAACAAAGCAAUCACCUUAAAACAAACUGAUUCAAAAACGAAGAAAAGGAAUAUUCCCAGAAGCUCAGAUUCUAAUGUGGCAAAUAAAUCAUCUUUAAAAUUGCUGAGCACACAACACACUGUAACUAGUCCUGGAAAAGAACUUGUUACAGACAAUAAAAAUAUCAAAUCACCAAAACAAUGUAGUACACCUACUGUGACUCCAAGUACAAGAAAAGUCCAUAGUUAUUUGGAUGACACUCCUGCAAAGUUGCCUGCCAAGUACCAAAGUACUAAAGACCUGACUUCCAUUGGGGAUGAGAGGAUGAGCAUUGCUAGCUCUGCCAAUUCCUCAUUAGGAGUUAUACCUUCAGAGUUGCUGUGUGAUGCACAAAGAGAACCUCUAGUCGACAUCAACCAGGACCUAAGUAUCAGGCUGGCAGAGAAGCUCAACCUAAAUACAAGCUUGCUCAAGGAUGGCUUGGAUAUCAGUGCACUAGCAAGUGAACGUUACAGAGAGAAACUGGCAGCGAAAUACGAAUCUAAAGAGAACCAACAUAGUGGUCGAAUCAGCAGCGAUUAUUGGACUCUGCAUGGAUACUCAUCUGAUAACUGCGAUAGUAAGAACAAUACAGCAAAGAGAUUGUCCUCCCUCAGUUCUAAAUCAGACGGAGAGACUGACCUCAACAAGUCAAGAUCCUCUUCCAGACGUUCACUGAAGCCUUUGAGUGAAAUAAACUCAAACAGCACAAGUCCUCGGCUUACUUCAAACUCGAGGUCAGAAAGAUUCAGCUUGGGGUCCAACCCGUUUGGAAGCUACACCAACGUCAGUGUGAACAGUGAAGACUUCCAGUUCACAGAGGAUGCGAGUCAGAGAUUGAACAGAGAUGAGAGACAGUUCUCCAUAGCUAGUGCACGCUCUCUCUCGGGGAUAUAUGGAGACGCUAACACCUCUGUGAAUGUUGGGGGAGAGAAGCUUUCAAUAAGUGGUUUUCUGCGUAGUGGCAGUGGACCACUGGGAAGUCUGGGGACUGGGGAUGGUGUCGGAGACUCACAAAGGCCCCAGUUUGGAAUGAUCUCUACGAGCCCGGAGAAAACAGGAAAACCGAGGCCCAUCAUGCCUCCCCCUGACGACAAGUCUACGUUCAUAGUUGACGAGGAGCCUGUGAGAGAUACGCCCUGGCUGCCACACUCCCUAGUAGAGCAGUACUCCAACAUACACGGAGAUGAAGCGGACACUUCAGUACCGAGCCUUUCAUACAUCGGAGAGUUGCUGGAGAAGCUACAACAUGGAGCCAAUCACAAGGAGGUGCUUGAUCAACUUAUGGGUUCACAGACUAAGGCCCAGACCAAACCUAAUGAGUCUAUAAAACCAAAACCUAACAGGAUUUCAUCUAUAGUUGAGGGGGAUAAUAGCUUCUGCCAAGGAGUUGAAGGGAACCUUAGCUUUUCCACAAGAGACAAUUCUGCUCUACAAUACUCCAACUUUGACACUCCAAUGAAUGAAUCGGGGGCAAUGUCUGUCUGCAACGUUACUGAUUUCGAGGGGGAUGAAGAUGCCUGUGUAUGUGUGAUGACUCCGCAGUCAAUGGACUUUGAUGUGUUCAACGAACUCUCUCACCCGGCGGAGUAUAGUUUCAGCAAGGCAUGUUACGUGGAUGGCCAGAGGAAGGACUCAGCAGCUUAUGUUCAUUUUCCCGUUCCUAAAAUGAUCCUAUACCCUGGCCAGAGAAAGACUCUAACUAUUAAUAUAGCAGCUUUGAUCGGAGGAGUUAUAAAAAUAAAGAUUGAAGUCACAAGAAAAAAUCCACUGACUCAAGCAAGAGAAUGCAGUAACGUAUUUGGGAAAAUUAUAGCGGAGAUUCCAAAGGUGUCUCUGUUGACCAAACACAAAGGUGAAAUGAUACCAAACCCUGAAUGUCAACAUAACGGCAAAUAUCAACAUACAAUCGUGAUGAAGAAUGAGGGCCGUUCUACAGUACCCUUGAAGCUUACGGUAACUAAGGUGACCCACGAGGAAGUUCUGUUCCAUUUUGGAGGGAGAGAGAAGCAGACAGUGACAGUGAUGGUGGAUCCAGGUCAGAUAGUCAGACAACCUGUGCUGUGUGAGAUCCCUCCCAUCUUUGCCCAUCUUGAACCUGCAGAUACCAUCAUUCCUGUAGAGGGUACAGUAGAGUUUCUUCUGGCCACUACUGACUUGUACCAGCUGAACCCUGUGGCACCUGUGACUUUGGUUGCGACUCUCAGGCCCUACUUCUUCGGUGCUCCAGCCACCCUGGCCGUACCCUCGGACUUGCCUCUGUACAACAACAGUGAUCAGCCAGUGGUGCUCAGAACUUCUUCUGCGUUUGGUUACACUGUGCAACCUUCCUCUUUUACCGUCCCGUCCAACCAGACUUUUGUUGUGCAUGUUGACACGGCAGAAACGAGAAACCCACUCAGAUGUGGAGAACUAACUCUACACACUGUCUUUCCUCCGGACAUGCAGUCUCACUUUACCAUCAAGCUACAAGAAGACCGACGCACCUCUCACUCAUCAAAUAACAGUCUGGCCACUCCCCACAGCUCGAGAGCCGCUUCUCCAACAUCCCCUGGCAGCAGCAGCAGCCUUGCUACGCCAGUUGGUGAGCUGAAGGUAGCUUGUAGCCACAAACAGCUGGUGUGGGGAGGUUGUCAUUUACAUCAAAAAGUGUUCAAAACAUUUUGCAUCAAGAACAUGGGCCGUCACCGUGAGAAGCUGCGACUGACUGUCAUGGACAAUGCCAAGUGUUUUAAGAUUGUAAGUGAUGAAGAAACCCUGCAGUCGGAGAUCAAAUUAAGUCUGCAGCCAAUGGACAACAGGGAGAUCAAGUUGGCAGUGUUGGCUACAGUACAAGGUCCACUGUGGGGACAUCUCACUAUCAGUAGAAUCUGCAGAGCUGUGGACAAGAAUGUGCUCCCCCUGUAUGCUUUUGGGGGAAAGCCGACAGUGAACAUAUCUCAAGGGGUGUUUGAGGUUGAUUCUCGUCAGUAUCUCUUUCUUGAUGAAAAGUCACUAGAAAGCUCAAUUGCCUUGUCAAACAGUGGCGAUAGCUCUGCUUUCUUCAGAAUCACUGAAGCCACCUUUAAAUCCUCAGCUGGUCUGUCCAUCUGUCCCCAGGAGGGUGUGUUACAAGCUGGCCAGACGGCUACCAUCCGUGUUGGCCUUCUAGUCACUGCUCAGCGGCUAGAGUACCUACUGAGACAGACCACAAGAUCAGUGAGUGUGGCACAGCUGAGUAUCCACCUGGGAGAUGAGAGUACCAGACAGAGACUGCUGCGUACCAGAGGUCUCUAUGGCGUGUUGUCUACUAGAGUCUCCCAACUGUCUUGUAUCCCCUCUAAGCCCAUCCCAGACCUGGACAAACUUGAUGUGUCUGCGACUGGUGCUGAGGAUUUGUGGGAAGAGGACACCAAUGAAUGGGCAGUUGGGGUCCUAAUAAACAGGAAGGCAUUAGAAGCAUUGCGUCUGGACACGUCAGUGGACUUUGUGGAUUUGUCCACAACCAUGUCCAAGCACUGAAGUUGUUCACACCUACUUACUUACUGAUGGGGCGUCACAAAUCUCAGUUGAUUUUUUGCCUCUUAGAUUAGCCGCCUCCACUCUUCUCUAUCCUCCGCCAUCCGGAUUUCUCUUCUGCAUUAAAUCACAUCAUUUUUGUCUUCAUACCAUCUUAGUUAAUGCCUACCCAACAGACGUCUUCGUGUAGGUACGGCCUCACAAACCUCCUUCAGUCUUGUGCCAUCCUGUCUCCGAAGUACAUGACCUAGCCUAAUUCUUUUGGCUUCUAUAAUCGAUAUUACGUCACGCUCUUUAUAUAUGGCACGCAGCUCUCUAUUUUUCCUUAUGCGCCAAACUCCUUCUUCAUAAAUUGGGCCGAAUAUUUUACUAAGUACCUUAUUUUCAAACACCGUCAAACGUCCUUUAUUUCUUUUGGAGAGGACCCAUGUUUCACUUCCAUACAGUAACAUUGGCUGUAUAACGGGUCUUGUAUAUUCUUAAUUUUGAGCAUCUUGGUAAAAGUUUGGAUGACAAAAGUUUUGUACAGGCCCCAAGGCUCUUAUUGGCAUUUGCUAGUUUACUUUGUAUCUCCAGAUCUUCCGAAUUUGAACUAUUGACGGUAACUCCUAAAUAUUUAAAGAUCUCCAGUCAAUUAAUUGAAUAGUUGGCAAUGUUGAAACUUACAUCUCUAUUGUUAGCGUAUCGGCCAAAAUGUUCACACCUAAUAGUUUUUUUUUUACAAGUUUAAGAAAUGACUGAAUAUUUUGCACGUUAGUGUUACUGUUAGUUUUUUAAAAUGUAUAUAAAAUGUUAUUUAAUUCUAUUUCAUAAUACCUUUUCCCUAAGUAAGUUUUAAAAGUU